Pichia membranifaciens NRRL Y-2026 is the source of this 1980-nucleotide messenger RNA. RefSeq lists its product as hypothetical. The transcript has a single exon. Gene Ontology annotation, molecular function: ATP binding; aspartate-tRNA ligase activity; nucleic acid binding. The record is from RefSeq and is a predicted model, not a curated record. NCBI's taxonomy places the organism in Eukaryota, Fungi, Ascomycota, Pichiomycetes, Pichiales, Pichiaceae. Gene Ontology annotation, cellular component: cytoplasm; mitochondrion. Gene Ontology annotation, biological process: aspartyl-tRNA aminoacylation. Bases 1 to 1980 code for a protein of 659 amino acids.
AUGAGGUCAAGUUUUGGGUAUUGUUUGUUCAGAAGGAGAUUUCAUUCUUUGUCCGUUGUUCAAGCAGCCCUUCCGGACAAAUUGAGAACUAUCGACAAGUUUGACUUCAAACAUUUUACCCACACUAUAGGGGAGGUCAACAACGCAUACACUGAUCUUUUGGAUAGUAAUGUCACACUUAAUGGAUGGGUAGAUGGGUCUCCGAGGAAGAUAUCAAAAAAUCUUGUAUUUGCCAAAUUCAGAGAUUUCAAUGGUGAUUUUACGCAAAUUGUCACCAAAUCCGAAGAUUGGAGUAAACGUUUACGCACGUUGAAACCAGAAGAUGCAUUAUCUGUCACCGGAAAAAUUUGUAUAAAAAAGCAGAAAUCUCAAGAGGAAAGAGAAACUUGGGAACUUUCUAUUGAAAAGUUUCAGAUACUGAAUGACUCCAACGAAAAAGCGACGCAAUUGGAUUCGUUGAAAGAAACACCUAAUCAGUUUCCAGCAGAAUACAGAUAUUUACAAUUAAGGUUGCCUUACUACCAAAGAGCGUUGAAAAUGAGAGCACAUGCAGCACGUGUGGCUAGAUCUGUUUUAGAUGAAAUGAACUUUACUGAAAUUGGAACACCACUUUUAUUCAAGUCAACACCUGAAGGUGCUAAGGAAUUUCUAGUGCCCACCAGGAAAACGGGUUUUUUUUACGCAUUGCCACAAUCUCCGCAACAAUAUAAGCAGCUCCUAAUGGCUUCUGGAUUCAAGGGAUACUACCAGAUUGCCAAAUGCUUUAGAGAUGAGGAUUUGCGAGCUGAUAGACAGCCCGAAUUCACUCAAAUUGAUAUGGAAAUGUCAUUUGCCAAAAGUGAGGACAUACAAAACGUCGUUCAAAAGCUUGUCUCGAAAAUUUGGAGAAAGGUAAAAGAAGUACCACUUUACCGGGUUGAUUGGGAAACCGGAAAACUUGUGGAGUUGAAAGAUUGCGAAACGUUUCCUAAAUUGGACUAUGAGACUGCGUUGAGUAAAUUUGGAAUCGAUAAACCUGACUUGAGAUCAACUAUAACUAUCAAGGAAGUGAGUCAAUUUUUUGCUUCUGUGUUGAAAGAAGAUUCUUUUGGUGUCCUUGAGGGUUGUGUUUUGAAAGGUGGCUUGAAUGCUGCUAAGAAAUUGCCAAAACAAUUGUUUGAUGUUGCUGAAUAUAAGGACAGAAAGCCCUACAUCUUCAAAAUAAAGAAUGCUGAGGAAUUGGGUUCUUGGAUUUCCAAAAUACCCGUCAAACUCAAAGAUGGUACGUCACCUUCCGAGUUGAAUACUUAUUUGGGCCUCGAUGUUGGCGAUAUUGUUGCGAUUGGAGACCGUGCUUGCCUAACGUACGAAAACCCAACUCCGUUGGGGAGAUUUCGUCAGCUUGCUAUUCAGUACUUCCCAACCCACUGGAGAAGGGAGAUUUCUGAAGGCUCUACUCCCCAAAAGCUUGAAGACAUUUUUGUUGUUUCAUGGCUAGUUGAUUUCCCGUUGUUCAGCCCCAUAGAACUGGAGUCCAAGAAUGGGUACCCUGCUUAUGAUCGCACGAAAUACGAGUCAACGCAUCAUCCAUUUACAAUGGCCAAGUUGGACGACUACGAGUACCUUGCAACCGAGCCAUUGAGAGUCAAGGGAGACCAUUAUGAUCUUGUCAUAAACGGCGUCGAAGUAGGAGGAGGCUCAAGAAGGGUCCACGACGCAGAACUACAGAAAUACAUAUUUUCAGAAAUCCUUUGCAUCAAAAACCACAUGCAGCUUUUUGGCCAUCUAAUCCAUGCUUUGGACAGCGGGUGUCCACCGCAUGCUGGUUUAGCCAUCGGAUUCGAUCGUAUGUGCUCAAUGCUUGUCGGCUCUUCCAACAUUCGUGAUGUCGUUGCAUUUCCUAAGACACAGACCGGCUCCGAUCCCGUUGUCGAGUCUCCCAGCGAAGUCCCCACAAAGACUUUGAACAUAUACGGUAUUGAAGUCAAAGGGGCCAACUGA